UUCGUAAAUAAGAACAAGCGUAGUUUCCCUAUCUCACACCGCACACCACGAAUUUUUAAAGUAAACAACCCGCGUGCUACCCCGCUUAACCCGUACCUUCGUUGGUCUAGUACCUACCUCAUCCAGCUCAUUCCUAGUUUUCGUGCCGUACAUUACGUAAGUGCCGCGUUAAAUUCACGUUUGGUGUUGUAUAGUGUAUUUUGUUUGGUUUUAAUCAUGUCGAAUAGGAAAAGAUGUUACAGUUCUGAUUCCGAUAGUGAUGAUUUUAUUAAGUGGAAAAUUUCCAAAUUACAAAAGCGCUUGGCGACUAAGUCUAAAUCAAAAGGCAAGAGAUCCAUCUCUCCAUCUCCCUCGAUCCAGUCGGGAUCGACAUCGUACCAAGACCAGGAUGGUUUUGUUUCUCCGGUGUUGCCGGAUGAAGACGACGUCCCUUUAUCUGUUCUCGCAGCCAGUAUUAACGCAGACUCAAACGAUCUUGGUACAAACACUUUCAGAGAAGAGAGGACUUCAACCCUAGAUCCCAAUAUCUUAGCCCUUCUGGGAAUUGAUAAACCAGCUGGGGAAUCACUAGGGCCAGACAUUCAUGUUGACUUGGCUAGUAGGUGGUCCCUUGUUCUUAGCAACGGUCUAAGCGAGGAUUCUGUAAAUACUUUAUUAAAGAAAUAUCCACCUGCUGGUAACUGUCCCCUUUUAAAAGGCCCUCGUUUAAAUCCGGAGAUCGCCGCUGUUGUUAAUGAGCAGGUCUCUCGAAGAGACUCUAAUUUUAAUAAUCUUCAAAAUCAGAUUGGUGCUGCCCUUUCUGCAUUGGGACAGCUAACGACAGCCCUGGUCUCAGAAGAGGGGGGGGCUAAGCUUUCUUAUGUUGAAUUGGCCAGUGAUGCGAGCAGAUUGCUGUUAGAUUUUCAUCACAAAUACUCCGUCAUCCGCAGAGAUUUUCUGAUGUUAAAUCUCCGAAGAGAUUCGAAUCUAAAGGAAACUCUCAUUGGAGCGCCUGCCGACACAUGGUUAUUUGGCAAAAAUCUGAGCGAGCGAAUUAAAGCCUCCAAAGAUAUAGAGAAGACGGGUUUAGACUUGAAACCCACUAAGGCGGCUAAAUCUAAUAUCACUUUUAAACAGCCUUCUAGACAGUUUCCGGUAAACUCUUACCGUCCACCUCUUCGAGUACAAAGGGGGGCAAGUCGGGGUGGACGGCAAAGCAAGUUACAAAUUCCCUCUCAGCCGUUUCAAACAAGACCGUACCCUCCUCAAAGAAAGACAACGGACCAAGAUCGUCGUCGUCGACAGGAAGUUCGUCCCAAUCACAGACGAACACGCUAGACUGUAUUGAGGUCUCAGCCGCAUCCGUUAUGGUCACAGCUUAUCCUGGUUGCAGGGCUCUUAUCCGGAAAAGCCUAGAAUUAAG
Messenger RNA from Agrilus planipennis (emerald ash borer), 1402 nucleotides. RefSeq lists its product as uncharacterized. Lineage: Eukaryota; Metazoa; Arthropoda; Insecta; Coleoptera; Buprestidae. The transcript has 3 exons. The record is from RefSeq and is a predicted model, not a curated record. Bases 217 to 1317 code for a protein of 366 amino acids.